Messenger RNA from Corylus avellana, 2109 nucleotides. Its product is annotated as protein WVD2-like 7. The record is from RefSeq and is a predicted model, not a curated record. Lineage: Eukaryota; Viridiplantae; Streptophyta; Magnoliopsida; Fagales; Betulaceae.
UGGGCCUGCUUUUCCACAACAUGGACUCACAGCUUUCCAUUUGAAUUUCAAAUUUUUUGAACGGUAUACAAGUGAGAAAGUCCACAUACAAUAAUACAGGACCAUAAAGAAUUCUAAAGUUUGGAUUUUUUUGGGGUUUCAGCAGCUGACGAAACAUGGGAGACUCAGCUUGUCUCAUGCAACCAUUUUCUUACACUUCUGGGAUUUCCAAUGAAGCAAAUGAGGGAAACCCCAUUCAUGCUCUGGGGCAGUCAAUCUCAUUUGGGAGGUUCAUGUCAGAGUCCUUAGCUUGGGAGAAAUGGUCAUCCUUCUCUCACAACCGCUAUGUUGAAGAGGCCGAGAGGUACGCCCGGCCUGGCUCGGUGGCUCAGAAGAAAGCUUUCUUUGAAGCUCACUACAAGAAAAUUGCAGCUCAAAAGGCGGCAGCCUUGCUUGAACAAGAAAAUGCUGCAGCAAACAAUGCCCCAAAACCAGCUGAAGAAGAAGAUCUAGAUCACAACAUUAGUACCCAUGAUUUGCAGAUGACGAGUGAAAACUCCAACGAGGUUGUUGACCAACAACCUAAGGUCAAGGCCCCAUAUACUGAGGCAUAUUCUACUGUCCAUGACAAUGGCUAUGGUUCAAAUGCUGGGAUGGAUAUAUUUGAAGGUGGUACUGUGGAUGAAGCUGAUCUGGUAUCUGAAAACCAAGUUCUUGUGGAGAAUUCUUUGGAAGUUGAACAACAGAGCCACCUUAGGGAUGCUGAUAAUCACAAGCUAAAUGAAAUGGAGCUCGGUGGAACACCGCAAAUGAAGAAACCCCUAGUGAAGAGUUGCAUCUCUAAUCAAGAUUCUUUGGGGCCAAUGAGCAAGAAGAAACUACCACUUUCUUCCUCAAAGUCAUGGAUUCAUAAGAGAGCAUCUAAGCUCCCAUCUUCACCUGCCAAGCACACAGCUCCUAUUUGUCCCAAGAAGGAAAAUAAUGCUACUCCAAUGAGUAUGAAGCCAGCAAUAGACUCUGUGGAUAAGAAGAGAUCUCCUAAAUCACAUCAUAAGUCAGUCAAUUUCACUCCUAUUAGAGAACUUAAUAGAUUCACUUCAAAAGUAAUCCGGAAGAUUGAAAGUUCAAGAGUUGGUGGUAGUUCUUCUAAGGCAUCAAAAGAUUGCUCGACUCCUUUGAGGACCCCAACUAUGGUAUCUAAAAAUGUGGAACAAAUGCAUCCUUCGGCUACCCCUUGGUCAGAGAAGAGAAGGGCCAGAACACCACUUGAUCCCUCAGUCUCUGGAAGUAAAACAGUCGGCCAAAAAUGGCGCUUGCUCACAACCGAUUGUUCAAAAUAUUUGAGUGCAUGCAGAAACAAAAUCCAGUCUCCAAAUUUAUCCACCCCUUUCUUCUUCAGGACAGAGGAAAGAGCUGCUAGGAGAAAGCAGGCAAGGAAGCUAGAAGACAAAUUCAAUGCUAAUGAGGCACAAAAAGUGCAGCUGCAAACAAAACUCAAGGAGAAAGCAGAAACAGAAAUUAGAAGACUGCGCCAAAGCCUUUGCUUCAAAGCCAGGCCACUGCCUAGUUUUUACAAGGAAAGAAAAGAGCAACCGAGUGAGAUAAAGAAGGUUCCAUUGACACAUCUGCAGUCACCAAAACUAGGAAGAAAGCCCACUCGAGUCAUGGUAGAGACUACAUCCCCUCUUCCUCCUCAGAAGCCUUCAAUCAAAAGAAGUGGCUCCAAACAUGUCCAUGGAAAGGAUAGUCGAAUUCCAACUCAUUCUCUCACUCCACAAUCUGUAGUGGAUACUCAUGAGAAUAAAUCUCCAAAUAUUCCCAUGGAUAGCCAGAACCAAAGAUACUACAAUUAGAUAUGCACAGCAGAAUAUCAUGGAACAAUGUGCAAUAUUGUUCAAUAAUGCCACUGAUGCUUAGAGCUUAGAAAGACUUUCGGAUUUGCUUAAUGAUUCAGCACACCAGAAAGAAGCUGCCAGGAAUAUGGGACCAUUUGUUCAGAGCAAAUUCGUACAUUUAUGCAGAGUCUCCUUCUGAAAUUAGUACUUUGCAGGCGUGUAUAUUGUAAAAUGUUUUCCUUCAUCUGUACCAAAUACUAUAAUUGAAUGCAUCGCCUAACUUCUUGAUCCCACC